This is a messenger RNA of Caenorhabditis sp. 36 PRJEB53466, 713 nucleotides long. Lineage: Eukaryota; Metazoa; Nematoda; Chromadorea; Rhabditida; Rhabditidae. The record is from the annotation of a GenBank genome assembly.
AUGGAUCGAUUCUUCACGAAAACCGUCGCCCUCCUUCUGAUUCUUCUUCAAAUCGGUACGUCAUCAUCGUGUCUAUGCAUUCACAAUUCACCAAACAUUCCCAUUUCCAGGCGCCAUCUUCGCGAUUCCGAUCCAGGAAGCGCGAGCGGCGCCAGAAGAGGAACUCGAAGAGAGACGCGAGUUGGCGAAACGUGGAGGCGCCCGAGCUUUCUAUGGGUUCUACAACGCCGGCAAUUCGAAAAGGGACAACGUGGCCGCCGUACCGUACUAUUUGUAUGAGAAGCGAGGAGGCGGACGCGCGUUCAACCACAACGCCGACCUCUACUACAGGUUCGACAAGCGCGGCGGAGGACGCGCGUUCGCCGGAUCCUGGUCACCGUACUUGGAGAGGUCAGUUACUGGUGCACCGAAUGAUUUUUGAGCGGAUCCACGCAGAAUCAGAGCUAUGGCUUGUCCAGCGCCUUUAGGAAUUGUUUCGAGACCUUACCCUGAUUCUUCAUCAGACAAGAUUGUACUAUGACCUACUAUAGCCAAAGCUAGCGUUGGUUGGGAUCGAUCUUACUGUAUAACACACUAGACUAAAGCUUUUUGUACCGGGCCACAUAUUGUAUUUUUUCUUUAGUAAACAAGAGCCUACAAUAGCUCGUUUCAGAUUCUACGACUACAAGCGCUCCGCCUACCCGAUCUACUUCGGCGACAGCCCGUACUACUGA